Messenger RNA from Angiostrongylus costaricensis, 1488 nucleotides. NCBI's taxonomy places the organism in Eukaryota, Metazoa, Nematoda, Chromadorea, Rhabditida, Metastrongylidae. The record is from the annotation of a GenBank genome assembly.
AUGGGUGCAGCGGAAAAAGUAACCUUAUGUCGGAUAAGACUAUCAAUGAACUCACCAUAUACGAAGACUUGGGCUCAUCAACGACUCUCAGAGAGGUCUUCGCGCAUUUGGGUCACGCCUUUGGUAGGAGGACAUUGUGGUUAUUAUCAGAUAAGCGCUGAGGAUCCACUGGUGCGAAUCAGUUUCAAGGAGGUUUAUGACCAGUCUCAUCGGGUAGCCAGUUUUCUUUCUCAGAGGGGGUACGCUCAUGAAGAUGUGUGCUGUCAGGUGUUGCCGAACUGCUUCCACUACGCGGUUUUCUACUUAGGAGCGUUGCUGGCUGGUGGUGUGAUGUCUGGUGCGAGUGCACUGAGCACCGAAUAUGAACUGAAGCGCCAGUUUCUCGAUUCGUGUUGUAAAGUUGUCAUCACGAACUACGCAAACGUGAACAAAGUGCUUCUUGCAGUUAAGGAAUGCCCUAAGGUAGAGAGAAAGAAGAAUGUUAUUUUCUAUCCUGAUGAUACUGCUCUUCUACCGUACUCAAGUGGAACCACGGGUAUGCAGAAAGGUGUGAUGCUCAGUCACAAGAAUUUCUCUACUAUGCUGGAUAUUUUCAACAAGCACUGUGAGGACCAUGUUCUCUGGAAGCUAGGAGAGUCGGGCUGGGAUUACCACAAGGAAAAUUUGUUGCUCAUGCUUCCUUUCUACCACAUAUACGGUUUUGGAAUGAUGAACCACGUUUUAUGCAAUGGAUCCACAGGCAUUGUCUUGAGCAAAUUCGAUCCGGUCGUAUUUUUGGAAGCCAUCCAAACGUAUAAGCCGAAAAUGAUAAUGGUGGUGCCGCCCAUUCUGCUGUUUCUCACCAAACACCCGAUGACUGCCAAGUACGAUCUCUCGUCAGUUCAUUUCGUUUUCAGUGGAGCUGCUCCACUGGGAAAAGAUCUUUGCGAUGAAUUCCUCAGAAAAUACAAGCAUGUACGAUAUCUGGCUCAAGGCUACGGAAUGACCGAAUGCAGUAUGGCAUCGCAUCUACCACCGCUCGACUCAAGAAUGAACUUCAACAAUAUUGGAAUGCUAGCCUCAACUUAUGAGCAGAAGAUAGUCUCGAAAACUGGAGAGGCGCUUCCAAUUGGUGAACCAGGAGAGCUCUGCAUCAGAGGCCCGACAAUCAUGAAGGGUUAUCUGGGUAGCCCAGAAGAAACAGCUCAAGCAGUUGAUAAUGAAGGAUGGCUUCAUACAGGUGAUUUUGGUUUCAUGGACGACAAAGGUCAAAUGCACAUACUUGAUCGAGUAAAAGAACUAAUCAAAGUGAAAGGACUACAGGAUAAAUACGAAUCCGUCGUAUUAUUUAAAAUACGGCACUGUGUUUUAGGAAAGGUCUCACCUCAUAAGUUUCUCACCGGCGGUGUGGUUUUCAUUUCGGAAAUUCCAAAGUCACCGUCUGGAAAAAUCAUUCGACGUAUUCUACGAGAUCAAGGCGCGAAGGAUAUGUCAUCCAAACCACAGUGA